UGGCCAGCCUUGGCACCAAAUUCGUGUACGUCAUCUCAGAAAUAAUGGAAACUUUGGGGUCUGCCCAAUAUUUUUGAUUUUCUCCCAGCCUUGGCACCAAGUUCAGGCACGUCAUAUCAGAAAUAAUAGAGACCUUGGGUCUGCCCAAUAUUUUUGAUUUUUUUUCCAGCCAUGGCACCGCAACACCACGUCGAUGAGGAUGAUGCUUCGAUAUCAUGAAGGAAACGGAAGAAGCACUUCUUUAUUUUGAGUAAUUCUGACAAACUAGUAGAUUUCAAAUGUAGUGAUGAACACCAACUAGCUGGUGUUUCAGCAACACUUCAAGCCAUCAUUUCUUUCGUAGAGAAUGGAGAAACUAAACUGGGUCCUUCGAGAAAGGGUUAAAAGUCUAUAUGAAGAGAACCAACUGUGGAGAGACUUGGCACAAACAAAUGAAGCCACGACCAAUUCCCUACGCACCAAUUUAGAACAAGUCCUGGUUCAUGUUGGCGAGGAACGCCAUGUGAGCGGGGAAGGCACCGCAGUCGCGUUGGCAGAUGAUGCAGAGUCUAGCUGCGGCAGCAGUGACGAAAGGUGGCGUAAGGUUGUGCCACCAUAACCACAUGAGAGUGGUGCUACUUAGGAUAAGUUGGUGGUAGUUGGGAAUAAUAAUAACAGGAAGUGUAAAAAGUG
This is a messenger RNA of Durio zibethinus, 672 nucleotides long. The record is from RefSeq and is a predicted model, not a curated record. NCBI's taxonomy places the organism in Eukaryota, Viridiplantae, Streptophyta, Magnoliopsida, Malvales, Malvaceae.